Messenger RNA from Elephantulus edwardii (Cape elephant shrew), 1353 nucleotides. It is a transcript of the gene ZNF555, whose product is annotated as zinc finger protein 555. Lineage: Eukaryota; Metazoa; Chordata; Mammalia; Macroscelidea; Macroscelididae. Gene Ontology annotation, molecular function: DNA-binding transcription activator activity, RNA polymerase II-specific; RNA polymerase II cis-regulatory region sequence-specific DNA binding. The coding region runs from base 1 to 1353 and encodes 450 amino acids. Gene Ontology annotation, biological process: regulation of transcription by RNA polymerase II. The record is from RefSeq and is a predicted model, not a curated record. The transcript is spliced from 4 exons. Gene Ontology annotation, cellular component: nucleus.
AUGCUGCUUAUUGGUCCUAUGGAGACAGUGGUCUUUGAGGACGUGGCUGUGAACUUCACGCAGGAGGAGUGGGCUUUCCUGGAUCCGGCUCAGAGGAUGCUCUACAGGGAUGUGAUGCUGGAGACUGUCAGGAACCUGGAGUUCGUAGGAAAAGUUUCAGAAGGCCUUUGCGUGGAAGAUCAGCACAGCAGCCACAGGACAAACGAGAGCCGUCAUGUCUUGGAAAGACCCUGUGAGCUUUCAGAACACAACCAGGGCGAGGACUCCUCCCUGCAGAUCCCAGAGAGUUGUCUGCAGUGGCAGACGCGGGCCCCGGUGGAUCCAAAGGACAGCAGCGAGUGUAGACAAGCCUUCACGCGUCGCCCCGGCCUUAGGAUGCUUGCCCCGGGCCACCCCGGCCAGAAGCCACAUCGGUGCGGGGAAUGUGGCAAGGCCUUCAGCUGUCCCUCCUACCUCAGGACGCACGUGAGAAGUCACAGUGGGGAGAAGCCCUACGCCUGUGAGUUGUGCGGGAAGUCUUUCAGUUACCUGCACUCCUACCGGCGGCACGAGAGGACCCACAGCAAGGAGAAGCCGUUCACGUGCGAGCAGUGUGGGAAGGCCUUCAAGUGGCCCCUGUCACUGCAGACACACAUGAGCACGCACACGGGGGAGAAGCCGUACGCCUGCGAGCAGUGCGGGAAGACCUUCAAGUGGCCCCUGUCCCUGCGCACGCACAUGAGCACGCACACGGGGGAGAAGCCCUAUGCCUGCAAGCAGUGCGGCAAGGCCUUCAUCUGGCCCACCUCGCUGUGCACGCACCGGCGGACGCAGUGCGGGGAGAAGCCCUACGAGUGCGAGCAGUGCGGCAAGACCUUCAGCUGGGCCAUCUCCUUCCAGCGGCACGUGAGGGUGCACACGGGCGAGGCGCCCUACCAGUGCGGCCAGUGUGGGAAGGCCUUCAAGUGGCCCAUCUCCCUGUGUACGCACAUGACCACGCACACUGGGGAGAAGCCAUACGCCUGCAAGCAGUGCGGCAAGACCUUCAGCCAGAUCUCCCACCUGCGGGAGCACGUGCGCAUGCACACGGGCGAGAAGCACUACGCCUGCAAGGAGUGCGGGAAGGCCUUCAAGUGGUCGUCGUCGCUGCUGAAGCACUCCCGCAUGCACAGUGGGGACAAGCCGUUCGCGUGCGAGCAGUGCGGGAAGACCUUCAAGUGGGCCCUAUCCCUGCGGACGCACAUGAGCACGCACACGGGCGAGAAGCCCUACGCCUGCGAGCAGUGCGGGAAGGCCUUCGUCUGGCCCACCUCGCUGCACACGCACCGGCGGACGCAGUGCGGGGAGAAGCCCUACGAGGUGGUGGUUGUGUAA